GAUAUCCACGGUGAGAUGACCUCGCUGGGUAUGACCCCCUAUAACCAACAGUGCCCCGCCCCCUUCUCCUUCCACGCCCUCCGGAAAGGGUAUACGUCUAGGCUAUAUAAGUCGGCAUCUGGUUCUGAUGAAGCAUCACAAGACCUUCCAUUAGACAACAUGAAGCUCGCACUCGCCGUAGUUUUGGCCAUGGUAGCUAUGGUCUAUGCCCGACCAGACAGCGUCCUGGACGUUGAUCUCGAAGACAUCCUGAUGGACCAGGAAAUCGCUGAGGACUCCACCGUCACUGGAUCCUACACAUGGACCGACCCCGAAGGCAACCAGCACUUCGUCAAGUACGUCGCUGACGAGGACGGCUACAGAGUCCUGGAGUCCAACGUCGUCCCAGCCACUGCUGACGGACUCAGGGCCAACGGCGAACAGGGAUCCUUCGUCUCCCUGGAGGAUCUCGACGACAAAUAAGCGACUCGAACGACUUCAUUUUUCCCUCAGAUAAUGUGAUUUAGAAAACUAUUUAUUUUACGAUUUUAGUUAAUAAAAUCAUCGACUCUA
Molecule: messenger RNA, 552 nt
Organism: Macrobrachium nipponense
Lineage: Eukaryota; Metazoa; Arthropoda; Malacostraca; Decapoda; Palaemonidae
Exons: 3
Coding region: 16-462 (148 amino acids)
Source: RefSeq, a predicted model, not a curated record